Messenger RNA from Notothenia coriiceps (black rockcod), 2587 nucleotides. Its product is annotated as plexin-C1-like. Lineage: Eukaryota; Metazoa; Chordata; Actinopteri; Perciformes; Nototheniidae. Gene Ontology annotation, cellular component: semaphorin receptor complex; plasma membrane. Bases 86 to 2587 code for a protein of 833 amino acids. The record is from RefSeq and is a predicted model, not a curated record. Gene Ontology annotation, biological process: regulation of GTPase activity; regulation of cell migration; semaphorin-plexin signaling pathway. The transcript has 14 exons. Gene Ontology annotation, molecular function: semaphorin receptor activity; protein binding.
CACUUCUCUUUUCCACAGAGGCAUUGCGCUUUUACGCACAGCCUCUGCCACUGUGUGUGAGAGUGUUGCUGCACUGUGCAACAAGAUGAUCCUGCUGCCUAUUCUGUUAUAUUCUCUCUGGGGAGAACCGAGUCGGUGCCUUGAGGAGGACGGAGGCUUCACCACUGAAAAAAACAUCCGCCACUUCGCCGUGGCCACCAAUACGGUUUACAUCGCUGCGGAAGAGAAGCUGUACCAGCUAAACCACGACCUGACUUUGGUUCAAAAACUGACCCUGAGAGGUAUCCUGACAGGUGGGCAUCUGAAGAACGAUGCGCGGUUUUACCGGGGUUCUGUGACAAACGAAUUGAAUGCAACUUUCAGCGUGAACAUAUUGUUGCCGUUUGUUAUGAAUGACACUCUGGUCAGCUGUGGUGUUCUCGAGUGCGGGUACUGCGAGGUGUUGGACCUGAAGAACAUUUCAAAUGUUCUAUACAGGGAACACAUCCAGGUGGGGUCUCCAUUGCGCAACAGUGCGUCUGUCGGCUUCCUGGUGAAUGAGGAGGGACAGAAUGCUUACAUUCUGGCUGCCUUACAGCAAGACGAAACGAAAUCCACAGGGAGCAGCUGUCCCACUGGAUCAGAAGCCGUGCACCUUCAUAACACCUAUAACAUCCAGAGAGGAUAUAUCUUUUCUACUGUUGGCGAGCACAAUACCCAUGUGAUCAAACGUGAGGGCAGUGUGGAGUUUGUAGAUGGGUUUCAGAUCAAUUCCAUCAUUUAUCUGUUCUCCAACUUGCCCUCAAGAAACACGGUCCGUCUCAUUUGGCUCGAGGGCAAAGCGACCAAGAAGCAGACUCUGGAGUCUCUGCGGGGCGCGAACCUCAGCCUCUCCGCGGAUGGAGGGAGAGGCGGAAUACUCCUCUCUUCCUCUGUGAUCCCGGGGGGGCCGCCGGUGCUCUGGAGCGGCGUGUUCAGUGUGGACGGAGGAAAGACCAACACCGAGCUGCUGCUGUUUGACAUCAGCCCGGAUCUCAACAUGACGGCCGAUGCAGAUCCGGACUUCUGCAGUGUGUGCACCGUGAAUAAAAAGAAGACGGCAGAGACAUUGAAGCCGAAGGCGGUGCUGUUCAGGCAGAAGUCCAUGACCUCUGUGCUGGCAGUGAGACACAAGGCCUGGAUGGUUUUCUUCAUUGGCACGGGAGAUGGUCAGCUCAUGAAGCUUUCUGUGGACCAGAACUUUCAGAGCUCCUGUCCCAGGGUGCUCUACAGGGACGAUUACGACCGCAGAGUGUUUCCCAAAAUGCAUCUGGAUCCAGUGGAUCUUAAACAUGUGUACAUGUCAUUCGAAAACCAGAUGAAGCGUGUAGCUGUGUCAAAGUGCGGCACAUAUACAGAUGUGCGGGCCUGCUGGUCUGCACAGGAUCCUCACUGUGUCUGGUGCGGGUCUACCAUAAGUUGCACAUUUGAAGAUGACUGCCCAAAUUCAGACUGGUUAUCCAUCCCUGAUGAUUCUCAACAGAAAAUUGUUUCCUACAAAGUUAUGAAGGACAGCACUGGCCAGGUCACACUAAACAUCCACACACACCUGACUGUGGGACAGAAGGCGCUGGAUAAAUAUUCCUGUAAUUUCUCUACAAGUUCAAGUGACUUCAGUGAGCUUUGUAGCAGGGAGAGCCCCUUUCCAAAGUUCCCACAAUGCACCUGCAUUCUUUCAAAUAGCUCACUUCCUGCUGAAGGCCGCCAUGUCACUGUUAGUCUAAUACUUGGGACAACAAUAUUAAUGGAAAAACUGAAGCUCUCCGACUGCCCUGACAUCAGGGGACGGCCAGCUUAUGUCCUGUGUGGAGAGUGUGUCAGGGCUGGAUGUGGCUGGAGCAGAAACGGCUGUACCUGGGCAAACCAAGGAGUGGGGAAUGACAGUGUUUGCCAACAAAUGGAGUCAAUGAUGAACUUUUCAACACCAGAGAUCUCCUCCAUCACACCCAGCAAUGUGUCUUUCCACGGCAGGAACCACGCCGUGUUGUCGGGUUCUAACCUCAGGGACGUGAUCAGAGUGAGGAUUCAGUGCACUCAACAAGAAUCUCCUGUGUGGAACAACACUGGUGUGAGACUCACCUUCCACAUUCCCGGGGCAAAUAGUAAAGGCGUGGUCAAAGUAUGUGCUGUCCUCCCAGACGGUAGUUGCCAUGGCAACACUAAAAUCACCUACCAGUCAUCCCCAUCAUGCACCGAUAUUACACCAAGCAGCACCUGGAUCAGUGGGAAGAGGAACAUCACUCUCAUGGGUUCCCACCUGGAGCUUGUGGAAGGGGUCAUGCUCAGCCACUGCUUGGAAGGGGUCAUGCACAGCCACUGCUUGCAGGAAGUCACACCCAGAAACAGCAACUAUCAGUAUCUCACAUAUGAGUCCCCUGCAGCUGGAAAGGGGGUUUCUGCUGUCAAAGUGUUUCUGAAAGUAGCCAAUAAGAGCUUGCCCUGCCACAAAACAAUGAGCUACCAUCCAGAGCCCGAGUUCAUCAGCUUCACAUCCACAGUGACAGGAGAAGAUUUGCGCAUCACCAUACAGAGGGGAGGAAACAGGGGAUCUUUAGUGGGAGACAUUUGA